This is a messenger RNA of Ipomoea triloba (trilobed morning glory), 1626 nucleotides long. Its product is annotated as alpha-amylase-like. The coding region runs from base 82 to 1359 and encodes 425 amino acids. NCBI's taxonomy places the organism in Eukaryota, Viridiplantae, Streptophyta, Magnoliopsida, Solanales, Convolvulaceae. Gene Ontology annotation, molecular function: alpha-amylase activity; calcium ion binding. The record is from RefSeq and is a predicted model, not a curated record. Gene Ontology annotation, biological process: carbohydrate metabolic process. The transcript has 4 exons.
AUUAUUUGUUCUUACAUAAAGAACUUCCCUAAUCUCACCCUUGCUUCUCCUCACCUGGGUUUAAACCAAUAAUCCAAAAAAAUGAAUCUUUUUCAGUUUCUUUCUUGCUUCUGUCUUGCCUACACUUUUGUUCCUGCAAUUGGCUCUACUCUGUUAUUCCAGGGAUUCAACUGGGAAUCAAACAAGCAGAAAGGUGGAUGGUACAACUCGCUUAUCAAUUCGAUCCCGGAUUUGGCUAAUGCUGGGAUAACUCAUGUUUGGUUGCCACCACCUUCCCACUCUGUAGAUGCCGAAGGGUAUAUGCCUGGAAGGCUAUAUGACUUGGAUGCAUCCAAGUAUGGAAAUAAGCAACAAUUGCAAGCACUGGUGGCGGCGCUUCACGACAAAGGGAUAAAGGCCGUGGCCGACAUAGUGAUAAACCACAGAUGUGCUGACAACAAAGACAGCAGGGGAAUUUACUGCAUCUUCGAAGGUGGCACGCCGGAUAACCGCCUGGACUGGGGUCCGGGCCAAAUCUGCAAAAACGACACGGAAUACUCCGACGGCACUGGCAAUGACGACACCGGCGAGGAUUUCGGCCCCGCCCCCGAUAUCGACCAUCUUAACCCCAGGGUACAGAAGGAGUUAUCGGAGUGGAUGAAUUGGCUCAAGUCUGAGAUUGGGUUUGCCGGCUGGAGAUUCAAUUUUGUCAGAGGAUAUGCAGCUAACAUUACCAAGAUUUACAUGGAGAAUACUACGCCGGAGUUCGCCGUCGGCCAGUUUUGGAGCUAUUUGGCUUAUGAUUCAGAUGGAAAACCGGCUUAUAACCAGGAUGAUCGCAGGAAUGAGUUAUCCCAGUGGGUGCAGAAUAGCGGUGGCGCUGUUACAGCGUUUGAUUUCACAACAAAAGGAAUUCUUCAACUUGCUGUGCUAGGUGAGCUCUGGAGAUUGAAGGAUCCCAACGGAAAGCCUCCGGGAUUGAUCGGAAUAUCGCCGGAAAAUGCUGUCACUUUUAUAGAUACUCAUGACACCAUAUCAACAGAUAACAAAUGGCCUUUUCCCGGGGAUAAAGUUAUUCAGGGAUAUGCUUACAUCCUCACCCACCCUGGAGUACCAUGUGUGUUCUAUGAUCAUUUCUUUGAUUGGGGAUUGAAGGAUGAGAUAUCAAAAUUGAUAUCAAUUAGGAAUAGCAAUGGGAUUAGUGAAACAAGCAGCGUGGAGAUUUUAGCUGCUGAUGCAAAUGUUUAUGUUGCAAAGAUUGAUGACAAAGUUAUAGUUAAGAUUGGGCCGAAGUAUGAUGUAGGAAAACUUAUUCCAUCCAAUUUUAACAUGGUAACAUUUGGACAGGAUUAUGCCGUGUGGGGCGCCGAGGCGUGGUAACAUCCGGCAAAGGUAUAAUGAAGAUUAGGCCAAAGCUAAGUACGAUGUAGGAAAAUUUAUUUCUCCCACAUAUUUUGUCUGAGUUAGAAUAUGUGAAGUAUUUGAGUUCAGAAUUUAAUUUUUGGGAGAAGAAUUAUUAUACAGUGUAGAAAAAAAAAAAGAGGCAAAUUUAAUUUCACGGAUCAUAAUCAACUCAAAUAAAUAUGUACCUUGUAGCCUUUCAAUUUCUUUUAGAAUAAUGGAUUAAUUUAUAUGGUUCUUUUUAAA